Messenger RNA from Culex pipiens pallens (northern house mosquito), 1912 nucleotides. RefSeq names its product paired box protein 6 homolog. The transcript is spliced from 2 exons. Gene Ontology annotation, molecular function: DNA binding. Bases 349 to 1002 code for a protein of 217 amino acids. Lineage: Eukaryota; Metazoa; Arthropoda; Insecta; Diptera; Culicidae. The record is from RefSeq and is a predicted model, not a curated record.
CAAAAAGAGAGGUUUUUGUCUGGAAUAUCCGUCUAUGUCGGAACAUUUUCGGAGGAGUCGCGACGCGACAUCGUCAACGAAAUCCGAAAGUUGAAUAUUAAGUUUUUUUUUCUUUCGUUAUUAUGCCUGUUAUUUGGUUUUAUACUUUUGUUUGAUUGUUUUCGAGGGUGGGGGCCAUUUCGCGAAUUUGUGGAACCACUUUCUCGGAUCUCUUUUAUUUGGCUUCUGUUUCUGUCCAUUUUCGGCUCGGUUGUUUCCUGAAGAGGCAAUACGGCGAUCGUUUAUGUCAUUUAGUGUUAAUUGUUUUGACAUUCGUUGAUUUUGAUUUUGUGUUCCGUCUGGGGGUGGAUGAUCGCAGUGGUGAUGCUGGACGUUCCGGAUGAGGUUUGGUUCUCGAAUAGGCGCGCAAAAUGGCGCCGCGAGGAGAAGUUGCGUUCGCAGAAGCGGCUGAUCAACCAGGUCGGCUCGAACGGGUCCCAGCCGGGAAUGGCCUCUACUAUAUGUUCGCCGUCAGCAACGAAGAUCUACAACUCGGAGUACGACAACCCGUACGCGGCGGCCGCGGCCGCUGCCCAGCCUACGUCGGACUGCUACAGUUCUAUAUCGAAUUCGGUCGGGCUGAUGUCCGGCCAGCCGCCACGUGACAACUACCAGUACUUGCUGUCCGACUCGCUUCAUUCGCUGAGCAUGCCUUACUCGUUCCAUCACCGGCUACCCUGCAGUUCGCCCUCCAGCGUGCAACCCAUGGAUCUGAACACCCACUCGGCGGCGUCGGCAGCUGCGGCCGCUGCAGCCGCCUCGGCGUACAGCCAGUCGAUCAGCAUGACGGACCUUUCCCAGAUGACGCCGUCGAGUGCGGCGGCGGUGGCUGCCGCAGGACUGCCACCGCCGCCACGCCAUCUACCGAUCAUAACCAGCUCGAUCGCCGCCAAUCCGUCGGCCGGCAACAGCGAUCUGGACUCCGGAAGCGGCGCCGGGCACUACAUUACGAGGCUUGAAUAGUCAUUAAGUCAGCCGCUGCCGUUGACCCAUCCACAUCAUCCCCAUCACCACCUUCACCAGCACCAACUCCAGCAACAGCAGCAGCAGCAGAUGACCCCACCCAACUCUAUCUCGGGCCCGCCGGCCGCCCAUCAAUCGCUAGCUCCGAUAGAGUUGACAGCCCACCAGCCGCCACCGAGCGAUAUGGAAGGAUGAUGAUGAGACUGAGACGCAGAUGGCUCUAGUUCGGCCGUAGACGCGAGUAUUCAGCUGUCAAACCGCCGCAGCGUUAGCAGUCUAGAAUAUCGGUCUAUGCGCUAACGCUCUAGUUCAGCAACAUAAAAACCCUCUCGACUGACGGUUGUUUCGUGAAUUGUGAUAUUGUAAUACGUUAAUUAGCACACAUUUUAAUAAAAAAAAGAAUAAAAGCAACAAUAUACCGAAGACAUAACGAUAGAAGGCAGAUGUUGAAAAGGGGCGGAUUGUGAAUCCGCCCGAUGUCCCUACACACACACAGUCACACAUAGUGUAGCAGUAGCACCAUAAAAAUGUAUGGUUUUAAGGCGCGAGUUAUAGAUAGACCCCAGAGUUACGAGGUUUGCAAACGGAAUCACACGAACAUAGUUGUAGACUUUAUUAUAAUUGAUGGAAUACGAUUGAUUCAAAAGAAUACAGCUGCAUGCUCGCCUAUGCAAGAAAAUAAACAAAAAACAAGAUGAAAUAAUAAUCAAACUCUAUGUAUAUGUACUAGCAAACAAACAAAACAAGUUAAUUCAACAAACUGUGUAAGAAACUACUCUUGUAAAACGGAGAAAACCGGAAACGAAUUUUGACAAAUAAAGAAAUAUGCCAACGCGCGAAAGCGCGAAAAAGAAAUAUGUGAUUUGUGGCAAAAGAAGGAAGCAAACACACAAACAAAAAAAAACAAGAU